AUUUAUGAAGGAUAAAAAAGGGAAAAAAUGUAGAACCAAGGGUGAGAUUUAGCAUCCCUUCCCUGCGAGUAUUAUCUGAAACCCGAGAACGCCAUUUGACAUAGCAGGAGCAGGAGCGAAUCCAAUGACGACGAGGUUCAAGAAAAAUAGGAAGAAGAGAGGCCACGUCUCCGCCGGCCAUGGAAGAAUAGGUAAGCACCGCAAACAUCCGGGAGGUCGGGGUAAUGCUGGUGGUAUGCAUCACCACAGGAUUUUGUUCGACAAGUACCAUCCUGGCUACUUCGGUAAGGUUGGUAUGAGAUAUUUCCACAAGCUGCGGAACAAGUUCUACUGUCCGAUCGUUAACAUAGACAAGCUCUGGUCGAUGAUUCCUCAAGAAGUUAAGGACAAGGCUUCCCCGGAGAAUGCACCUCUGAUUGACGUCACUCAGUACGGUUUCUUCAAGGUUUUGGGAAAGGGGCAGUUGCCUUCCUCUCAGCCCAUCGUCCUCAAGACUAAACUAGUCUCGAAGAUAGCAGAAAAGAAGAUCAAAGAGGCCGGAGGUGCUGUCGUCCUCACUUCCUAGGUUACUUCUUCUGUUGAGAAUAUAUGAAAGUUGGAUUGUUCUUGAUGGCUGACCCAAACCUCAAUACUAAUCGAACCUGUGACAUUGACACUGGGAGCCUGAUCCGUGGUUAAGAGAAAACCAGAAACUCGAGUGUGACCACCACCUUUGAAGUGAAGUAGCAGCUUCCUCUUCAGUGUUGAAAGAAUGGAUGUCAUUGUACCAGCAACUUUCGUAGAAUUUGGGUAAAAUGUGUUGUGUUCUGUUUGCUUGAGUUUACUUCUCUCUGUCAUUGGAUUUCUCAUCGUUUUCUCCUC
Molecule: messenger RNA, 861 nt
Organism: Macadamia integrifolia
Lineage: Eukaryota; Viridiplantae; Streptophyta; Magnoliopsida; Proteales; Proteaceae
Product: 60S ribosomal protein L27a-3
Exons: 2
Coding region: 125-565 (146 amino acids)
Biological process (GO): translation
Cellular component (GO): ribosome; cytosolic large ribosomal subunit
Molecular function (GO): structural constituent of ribosome
Source: RefSeq, a predicted model, not a curated record